This is a messenger RNA of Fusarium falciforme, 1503 nucleotides long. RefSeq lists its product as hypothetical. The record is from RefSeq and is a predicted model, not a curated record. NCBI's taxonomy places the organism in Eukaryota, Fungi, Ascomycota, Sordariomycetes, Hypocreales, Nectriaceae. The transcript is spliced from 2 exons. Bases 1 to 1503 code for a protein of 500 amino acids.
AUGGAAAACGACAUGGCAUCCUCGCCCUAUUACACGGUGGUCCGCCCCAGCAAUUGCCUUGACCGCAUGUUCUACCUUCAACACCGGGUGGGAGCACAGUCAAAUGUUUUGGUCUCAGCGCACUACGCUCCAACGACCCCAAGUCAUGAUCGCCUCCCGAAGGAGGCAGUUUAUUCGGCUGUUUAUUCCAUCGUUGAAACGUACCCCGAGCUGAGUCUCAUUGCGGUUCGGAAAGCGUCCAAAAAUAGGAAGCAGCACCGCUUGCUACUCGCAGCGAUGCAUGAGAUUGACCUCGAGACAUGUAUCGAAUUUCACGAUGAUGAGGAACCCGUUGCUGGUCCAAAUGUCAUCGAACGUCUCCACAAUGAGUGGUGUUGGACUGAUGAACAGUCCAAUCCUCGAACGCCCUUGUGGAAGGUGGUGGUUCUUGGGGGCCGUGAAGUCAUCUUCGUCUUCCACCACAUCAUUUGCGACGGUCGUUUUGGCCAAAUCUUCCACCGCGAGUUCCUUGCUACUAUCAACUCUUUUGACAAAGACCACAAACCCUCUUCCCAUAUCGUCAAGGUAGACCCAGAGAGAGUCAAGCUGGGCAAAGAGACAGAAGAGUUUUGGACAAGCAGCACCUCUGUACUUCGCAUUAUCCACGUCUUCCUCAUGUUUAUUCUACUUCGAUUCUUCGUCGGGAGACGACUUCUGUUCACAAACUUACCCAAGCCAAAACAACACACCGCGUCCGUCUUGAUCCAAGCUGGCCCCGAUAAUCAAACCAAGACACGAGUCGCCACCAUCCGCAUCUCGGCCGCCAGAAUGCGCCCCAUCAUCACCGCUUGCCGAGAGCGCAAGGCCAGCUUUACACCCCUUCUCAUCGUCAUGAUUCUUUCCACCCUCGCUUGCGAUUACUAUCCUAAGGCCAAGGUUGGCAUUUCAAAUUGCGCCAUUGAUAUGCGGUCGCUGUAUCCGCAGGAGGAAGAUGGGGGGAGACUUCUCCAAUGUGCUGGCGGUACCGGGGAGCUCACCUGGCUAGACCGGUACCGCCGAAUAUAUCGGUCCCAGUCCAGCGAGAAGGGACAUAUUACAAUGGACGUUGAUAGGGCAUGGCAACUUGUGAAAGACUAUCGAGCCUCUAUCGCCAAGUCGACUGCAGGAAAAGAGCCUCCGGUACUCGUGACAUUUCGAGCGGGCAAUGCCAUCGCGGAUGAUCUGGAGGGCAUGUUGAAGUCCACAUUCCCGGCUUUAGGUCUGUAUCUCAACAAUUGCAUCCAAGUAUCGAACCUAGGAUCGUUCUCAGUCACGGAACAAAACGGACAGUGGACAAUCCAUGACAUGAGCUUCUCAGCUUCCACAGUCAAUGGAAACAUUAGCUACAACAUUGCUGUUCAUGUUACGGGUGUGGAGGGGGGCGAUACAGUUGUGAAUGCAUCAUAUGAGGACGGGAUCUUCACAGAAGAGACGAUUACUGGCAUUUUGGAGGGGACAUUGGAGAGAAUUGAGGCCAUGACGUAG